AUAGCAGAAGAGUGGGAAUAAAGGCGGCUGAAGCAUCUUUGUUUCCAUCCACUUCUCAGAGACAAGACCAGACCUCAGGACUGAUCAAGGAGAGCCGCUGGAGGCGAUAAAUCUUUCUACACCCGAAAUGAUGCCAAUCUGUACUGUGCUGGAGAAGCGUAAUGGAGUGGUGGUGGGAGCUGAGCUGACCUGCAGUGUGAGGGAAGAGAACAAGGCUCAGAGAGAGAGCUAUACUGCUGAUUGGCACAGCGUUAGUCUCAAGACUCAACCUCAAGACAGGCAGACCAUGAACAUGAACGAUACCUCUCGUAGGGAGACUCUGUCCCGGCAGUGGCAGGCACGCUCACUGAAACAGACCUGCCCCUCUGGUGUCUUCAGGGUGGGCACAGUGGAAAGAGGAGUCAGAGAGCACCAGCUGCUUCCAAAGAGAAACACCCUCCCCUUGCCCAUCUUCACCCCUGCAGAGCUGGGUGUCAGGCUGGGACGUGGAGCGCCACACACAGAGGAGGACCUGCAGCCAUUUGCCACUCAAGAUGGAGUAUGCCCCAGCAAGAGGACGGUGGACGAGAUCACCAGAGACCUCCCUCCAGUCAAGCCGACCCUCAUGGAGUUUGCCAAAGCGCCCAAAGCUCUGGGUCGCUCCAUGUCUCAGGAGGCCCAGAGAGGGUGAAAAACAAAAGGACAAAAGAAAAAGAGGGGAUGUUAGGGAGAGGCAAGAAGGAUGACAGAUGGGAAAGAAUAUUCAAUAAGCAGAGCGUGUCUGGAAACAUUAUGACAAGAUGUAUAUAGAUUUACCUCUAGUGACACCUAAUACUGUAGAACUUUAGCUCUGUA
Archocentrus centrarchus (flier cichlid) is the source of this 834-nucleotide messenger RNA. It is a transcript of the gene tcap, whose product is annotated as titin-cap (telethonin). Gene Ontology annotation, cellular component: Z disc. The coding region runs from base 128 to 670 and encodes 180 amino acids. The record is from RefSeq and is a predicted model, not a curated record. The transcript is spliced from 2 exons. Gene Ontology annotation, molecular function: titin binding; protein-macromolecule adaptor activity; structural constituent of muscle. Gene Ontology annotation, biological process: cardiac muscle tissue morphogenesis; detection of muscle stretch; skeletal muscle contraction. NCBI's taxonomy places the organism in Eukaryota, Metazoa, Chordata, Actinopteri, Cichliformes, Cichlidae.